CCUCAGUCCACCACUGGGAGACCAGCGACACAUAUUUCCCUCACACACACACACACACACACACACACAGAGAGAGAGACACACACACACACACACAGAGGGAGACACACACACACACACACACACGCAUGCACACACUCAGGGACGCGUGGCAGGGAUUCUUCUAAGAAAAACAAAAACAAACAACAACAAAACAAAAAACACGAGACGAGGAAAACAAACGUGUCGACGACGACGACGACGACGACGACCGGAGGACAGGGCCGGACGCUCGCCAUGGCCACCCUGGUCAUCGUCAACGACUCCUUCGGCAACGUGUCCAUCUACAACGAGGUGAUGUACGACGACGACGACCCGGCCUCCUGCCACCACGUGGUGCCGCCCGCCCACCAGCGCCGGCUCAUCCCGGCCGUCUUCGCCCUCAUCUUCCUCUUCGGCGCCGUGGGCAACAGCCUGGUGCUGCUGGUCCUGUGCCGGCGCGGACCCGGCCGGCGCACGGUGGCCAGCACGUACAUGGUGAACCUGGCGCUGUCCGACCUGCUCUUCCUGCUCUGCCUGCCCUUCUGGGCGGUCCAGUACGCGCUGGACUACCACUGGCCGUUCGGCGCCGUCAUGUGCAAGGCGUGCAGCGCGGCGCUCACGCUCAACCUGUACGCCAGCAUCUUCUUCAUCACCUGCAUGAGCGCCGACCGCUACCUGGCCAUCGUGCAGCCGCUGCGCUCGCAGAGCUGCCGGCGCCUGUGCCGCGCGCGGGUGGUCAGCGGAGUCGCCUGGCUGCUGGCCGGCUGCGCCACCGUUCCCGCCCUGGCGCUGCGCGACACCGUGCACCUCGGGCAGGACGUGACCGCCUGCGUCUUGCGCUACCCCAGCGACGGCUGGGUGACCGGCCUGGCGCUCAGCAAGACCGUGGUGGGCUUCCUGCUGCCGCUGGUGGUCAUCGUCACCUGCUACUGCGGCAUAGGGCGCCACCUGCUGGCCGCCACGACGACGACCGGCGGGACGGGCGCAGUCGCCGACGCCCGCGGCGACCCGGACAAGGCGUCGUCCGGCGGCGGAGGUGGGCACUCGUCGGGGGGCGCCAACAACGUGGACCACGUGCUGCGGAUGGUGGUGGCGGUGGUGCUGGCCUUCUUCCUGUGCUGGUUCCCCUUCCACACCGUCACGCUGCUGGACGUGCUGCACCACCAGGGGGCGCUGAGGGGCUGCUGGGUGCGGCGCGCCGUGGAGACGCUGCUGCCCUUCACCAUCUGCCUGGGCUUCUCCAACAGCGCCGUCAACCCCUUCCUCUACUGCUUCGUGGGCAACCACUUCCGCGAGCAGCUCGGCGGGCGCUGGGGCAGCCGCUGGGGGAGCAAGGAGAGUGAAGCGAAGGCGCCCGCUCGCUGUCCCCUCCACAGCCAUCGAUUCUGCGCCUGCUAA
Molecule: messenger RNA, 1419 nt
Organism: Sardina pilchardus (European sardine)
Lineage: Eukaryota; Metazoa; Chordata; Actinopteri; Clupeiformes; Clupeidae
Product: type-2 angiotensin II receptor-like
Exons: 3
Coding region: 277-1419 (380 amino acids)
Biological process (GO): G protein-coupled receptor signaling pathway; neurogenesis; brain development
Cellular component (GO): membrane; external side of plasma membrane
Molecular function (GO): angiotensin type II receptor activity; C-C chemokine receptor activity; C-C chemokine binding
Source: RefSeq, a predicted model, not a curated record